AUGCGGAUCACUACGAACAUCAUAAGGUCAACUUGCAUCUUGCGCAUGCCGCCGUGCCUUGCACCUGUCAUCAUAGCUCCCCUGGAAAGAGGUCAGUCGUCCCCUGUUUACGAGCCGUAUGUCCGACGAACCGAGAUAGCACAGGUCGAGGUCCUCCUCCCGCCCGGCGCCCCCGUCGCCUUUGCCUUCUGCAACACCGCUCAAAUGCAAGCCUUGGAGCCUCAGCAUCGUCCUUACCAACGCUGGAAAGAACUGUUCUAUUGCAAAAGCACUAAUGCAUCUCUUCUGGCAUCUUUGGUGCUCAAAGACGACAGGCUGGAGGACUUUUACGGUCUGGACAAGAACCUCCUUCAACACUUCGAUUGGUGCCAACAUGAACACGAACUCUUCAGGACGGAUGCCGCCACUUACAUGCAGUGGGUGUUGGCCGCCGGUGCCGUGAACCUGUCGGAUAGCAUCGCAGACCGAGCGAUGACGCGGUUUGCAAGUCACUUCGAGCGGUGGUCCCGCCUGCGUGAAACGCCUUCAAGCGAGGCCGACGGUGAUGAAGACCAGCAAGAAGAUGAAGGCAAUCACAACAUUGACGACGAUGUCGACAAAGAAUCAAUCGCGCAUGAGGAAUAUGUCUGCAUCGCAUUGCUAGCCCGAGAGCGUGAGCGCGCGAGCCCUAAUAGAGAAAGUAACAUCGCGCACCCGUUCUUCAUGCUCUGGAAUGCUCACUCGCAAGAGGCGCAGGACCUUGCAGAAAAGCUCGUCGAUGAACGUACCUUUGCACUGCAAGCGCAGCAGCAGCUUUCAGACACAUCGUUUGCAUUCCAUGUCCAUAACUUCUCGCUUCUUCAUCGCCGCUGUCAAAUGUCUCCUCGCGAGUACUUGCUUCGAGUUUUUUACCAUUCCGAUGGAUUCAGGCGAAUUCAGAUUGAAGGCGAUAGCAUCCAUUUCCAGGUGACCGGUUCUCUAGCCCUUGCUGCACUCGAUCUCAUCGCACGUAUAGACGCUUGA
This is a messenger RNA of Punctularia strigosozonata HHB-11173 SS5, 1002 nucleotides long. RefSeq lists its product as uncharacterized. NCBI's taxonomy places the organism in Eukaryota, Fungi, Basidiomycota, Agaricomycetes, Corticiales, Punctulariaceae. The record is from RefSeq and is a predicted model, not a curated record. Bases 1 to 1002 code for a protein of 333 amino acids. The transcript is spliced from 4 exons.